This is a messenger RNA of Pseudomassariella vexata, 3549 nucleotides long. Its product is annotated as STAG domain-containing protein. The record is from RefSeq and is a predicted model, not a curated record. Gene Ontology annotation, cellular component: chromatin; nucleus; cohesin complex. The coding region runs from base 1 to 3549 and encodes 1182 amino acids. Gene Ontology annotation, biological process: sister chromatid cohesion. Lineage: Eukaryota; Fungi; Ascomycota; Sordariomycetes; Amphisphaeriales; Pseudomassariaceae. The transcript is spliced from 2 exons. Gene Ontology annotation, molecular function: chromatin binding.
AUGCCAUCAACAAGAGUGCCCCUUAUGGAGAGUUCAGACAACAACGCGAGUCCAUCCCCAUCCGCUGCGGAGGCAACGCGCCGGCGCACGUCUGGACGCGUUGUGAGGCCCCCCCAAAAGUUUUCGCCCGAAGUGACUUCAUCUCGGAACGGAAAAUCGACCUCGAAGCGUAAACGAGUCACCGAAAAUGACGAUGAGGAUGCUGAGAAUGAGGCGCCAGAUGCCGAUCUGUCAUCAGAGCUGAGCGAAUUGGACGACGGCGAUGACGAUGACGAUGACGAUGAAAGUGCCGUGGAGGAACCUACCCCAAGACCCAAGAAGGGAAAAUCGCGAACGAAGAAGCCUGCUGCCAAACGAGCCAAGGUCAAUGGAACUGCGCCCACUGGUGACGCGACUGCAUCCGCUUCCAACGGACCAGUUAGGUUACCCAACAGACCUAAGAAGACGGUGCGAGUCGCAAUUGCGCGACGCGAUGGGGAUGGCGUUUAUGCUGAGAUCUUCGGGUCUGGCGAUUCUCCUGACGAUGUGGCCGCAAACUGGUUUCAGCGAUACCAAGCAAACGACGCGCAAGCCCUGACGGAUCUUGUGAACUGCGUGCUUCUUGCCGCUGGCUGCGAUCAAAAUUUGACCGAGGACGAUAUCCGCGACCCUGAAAACUCGACCAACCGACUGUCAGAGCUCGAAGAGGCGUACGAGCAAACGACUAUCUCAGACUAUCCUCUCAUUUCCAAAGCCAAGAGCAGCAAGAACUUCCGCGAACAACUCGUGGGCUUCUUCGAGUCUCUCAUUAGCCUUCUUCACCAGACCGACGUCCUGUACACCGACGAGGCACUGCUGGACAAUGUUCAGAGAUGGGUCGGAAUCAUGUCUUCUUCGGCGCUUCGCCCAUUCAGACACACCGCUACCACAGUCGGUUUAUCUUUACUUACAGCUAUGAUUGCCGUGACGAAACAGCUGGAUGAUCGCAUCACCAAGUCAAGCCAGGCUCUCCAGGCAGAGUCCAACCGACGAAGCAAGAACAAAAAUCUCGUCGCCAACACUCAAAAGGCCCUUGAUGGGGCCAGCCAGAAUCGUCAAUUCAUUGAUGAGAAAGUAAAGGAUCUCUUUAACAUUGUCUUCGUUCACCGGUAUCGUGAUAUCGAUGACAAGAUACGCUCCGAGUGUAUUGAGGCUCUCGGCACGUGGAUUUGCACCCUUCCCACCGUUUACAUGGCCCCCGAGUAUCUGAGAUACUUAGGAUGGCUACUCUCAGACGUAGCCUUCACUGCACGUCAGGAAGUUUUGAAGCAACUGGGGAGGGUUCUGAAGCGUGACGCUGAGAAGCUCGCUCAUUUCAUCGACAGGUUUCGACCUCGCCUGGUGGAAAUGGCCACCAGCGAUCGAGAGAUUUCUGUUCGAGUGGCCGCCAUUGCCGUCGUUGAUAUUCUGCGGUCUUCUGGCAUGCUGGAGCCUGAGGAAGUCGACUCCACCUGCAAGCUCCUUUUCGACACCGAGGCAAGAAUUCGCAAGGCUGUUGUGCCAUUCUUUGCCGAAUUGGUGCAAGAGUUUGUUGACAACAAAGUUGAUGAGAUCGGAGGCAGUGAAGCUUUGGAUGAUCUGUUCGGUGAGAAUGACGAGGACGAUUACAAUUCCCCUCGAAAGGAGUGGAUCCACAUCAAGUCCCUCGCUGAGAAUCUAGCCGCCUAUAAUUCUUCACUCGAUCAGGAGCAAGACGAGAUGAGACACGGCCUCGACGUUGCAGCCGAUGUUGUCAGCGCAAUCAUUCCCGAAACUCGCAUUGCUCUGGCAACCCAGGCCCUCUACGAGAAGAUGCCAGAAAUCAGUAACUGGCACAUCCUUGCUGGCUACUUAUUAUUUGACCACACAACAAGCUCAAAGUCCAAAUCGAAAUCGAACUCAACAGAAGCCGCUACAAGGGCGGCUGUGGCUCCGAGUUCGGAAGAGGAGGCUAUUCUCCUGGAAGUUCUGUCCACAGCCGUGAAGGAAAGCCUCGUUCCCGGUGGCGAGCACGAUAAAACCAAGAAACGGCCAGGUAGACUCGAUCUCGACGCACAAGAGGAUGCCGGCGUGCAAUUGGCUGCGAUUAUACCCCAACUCCUGAACAAGUUUGGGUCUGACCCACACGUAGCGGGUAUAAUUCUGCGGCUGGAACACUACCUGGAUCUUGAAGUCUUCCAACAACUUCUUCAGAACGCCACGACCUACGACAAACUCUUGGACGAGAUAACGAGGCAGUUUGGCCGCCAUGUGGACGAGACUGUACUCAACGAAGCAGCUAUGGCGUUCAUUCAUGCCAGACAAUACGAAGAGCUGGAAGAACUGACAGACAGCAAGCUUACAGUCUUAUGGGAUAAUACUGUGAACUCGCUACGAAACUUCGAGAAAACCUGCGAACUCAGUGUCCGUGGCAACCUCGGACGAGCAUCACUUAAUGAGCUUGCGAACGUCUUGAAGAAGAUUAGCAAGUUGGCCAGAAUUUCGGACUGUGUGGAUGUCAUGGAGGCCCCCGGAACCGCCAGCGAUUUCAACGACCCUGUUGUCAAGAUAUUGACUGGAAUCGUACAUCGUGGUUUCUUGGCUGAAUCAGAUGACGACCUUGAUGACCCUGAAGACGAAGUUGUUGCGUUUGCCAUCAAAGGCUGCCAAUUUUACUUCAUGUGGAAAAUUCGUCAGCUGCAAGUCGCCAUCCAAAAUGGUGAGGAUUUGUCUGACGCCGAAGUCGACCACUUGGUUAUUCUACGGAAGGACUUCGUUACCAACCUGAUCCACACUCUUUCGUCUCGGGGUUUCAAUGACGAUCUGCGAUUGUUUGCCACAGGCAGCCUUUGUGAUUGCUGUGCGUUGUUCGUCUUCCUGCGGCCGAUUGUUUCAGGUCCGCAGGCCAACAAAUACAGCAAGCUGCGUCCUCUGCUCGAAGAAUUGCCAUCAGCACUGAUGACGAAGGAAAUUAUACCCAUCUUCGAUGCAGCAGAACGCGAGUAUGCCAAGCAAGCGAAGAAGACUCUGAACGAGCCUGCAGAUGACGAAGACCCGCUCGAUGAUGAGCUUCCGCCAGAGGAGGAUGAAGAUGAGGAACUCACGGAACAAGAGCGCGUUGCAGCCGAAUUGAAGGCGGAAAAGAUCCUCUGCGAACUGACGGGCAAGCUGAUCAUUGGUAUUCUUGGCAAGGUCAUCGACCACUCGGGUCCCCACGCCGGCAAGCUUCGCAAGCGCCUGAUGCGCAACAAAACGAAGCUAGGAUUGACGUUUAGAGACGUCGUUGCGUUCUUGGACGACGACCACCUGCGCGAAAUGAGAGGUGGUGGGAAGAAGAAGAUUGCAUCGAAGGGCAAGGGCAAGGAAACUGCAGCAUCGAAAAAGUCUCACCAGAGCGCCGAACUUGUCAUCGAUUCGGACUCGGAAGACGAUCCGUUCGCAGAAGACCCGCCUGAGGAAGGCACGGUGGAAGAUUUGAGAAAUAGGGAGUUGCUCGAUGAUCCCAUUGAGGAUGAUGAGGACGAGGAGAGGCCGCCUGAGCCGAUGGAGGAAGAUAAUCCGCUUGGAGACUAG